Talaromyces amestolkiae is the source of this 1398-nucleotide messenger RNA. RefSeq lists its product as uncharacterized. Lineage: Eukaryota; Fungi; Ascomycota; Eurotiomycetes; Eurotiales; Trichocomaceae. Gene Ontology annotation, cellular component: nucleus. The transcript is spliced from 4 exons. Gene Ontology annotation, molecular function: zinc ion binding. The coding region runs from base 1 to 1398 and encodes 465 amino acids. The record is from RefSeq and is a predicted model, not a curated record.
AUGGAGGAGAUAUUGCAAGACGGAAAGCUCGGCCUUUCUUCUAGGAACGAUUCUCAUCUCAACUUGAAUGUCGCCUCAGCAACAGAGAUGUCUUAUGCGCUAGAGACCAAGAAGCGAAAAUUUACCAGGGUUCUGGAAUCACUGUCGAAACCUUUGGCACCCGGUGAUGGCGGAGCAAAACCCGCUAAGGAUCCUUUAAUGGCUGCCCGACAGCGUUUAGCGGAUGCGACACAUGCACCUUCGAUCAAGAGAGUUCGUGUUGGAGAGGGGAAUGGCGACAAUCUGACGACCAAGACGACCGUUUCUCGAAUCUUACGAACCACUUCGAGCUCCGCAAACCUUCGCCCGAACUUUGUUCCUUGGGAUCGGGAUCGUUUUCUCGAGAGAUUAGAGACAUUCCGACCUGUGACUCGAUGGACUUCACAGCCAGCUCCAAUAAAUGAGGUUGAGUGGGCGAAGAGGGGAUGGUCCUGUACUGACUAUAUGCGUGUUUCCUGCGUUGGUGGCUGUGGUGCUUCAAUUGUGGUGAAAUUGCCCGAGGAAGUGGAUAACUUUGAGGACUUGGAUAGCGAGAAGGUGCAAGAGAGGAAAGACGUCCGACAAAAGGUGGUCGAGGAGUAUCAAAAGUUAUUAUGCCAAGGGCACAAGGAGACUUGUUUAUGGCGGACCAAGUCAUGCGACGCCACUAUUCAUCGCUUACCGCUUACAAAUCCCGAUGCUGCCAUUAAUGCUUUACGAGAACGCUACUUGAAGAUAUCAAAAAUGCGAGACCAGCUGCCGUCGAAAGAAACAAUCGAGUUACCUGAACAACUGUCUAUAGAAGAAAUUAUAAGCCUACUACCCCCAGACUUUGUCGAACCGUCAGAAGAGGAUUCUACUCAGCAAGGCGACUCAUCAGAAAAAGAUAUCGACUAUAGAUCGUUCGUCUUUGCAUUUCUCGGUUGGGACGUCGUCAAAGAUGGCUCUAGCGGACUGCUCGAGUGCCGUGCUUGCUUCAGACGUCUGGGUUUAUGGCUGUACAAACCAAAAGAAGAAGGAAAAGAUCCUGUCUACGACAAGUUACCGGUUCAUACUGAACAUAUGGAUUAUUGCCCGUGGAUAAAUGGAACGGCGCAGAGUGCUACCGGUACUGCAGCAGAUAAGCCGAAAGGUCUGUUAAGUGGUUGGCAGAUCCUAGCCCAAGGCAUUCGCACAAAGCAUCGCCGACGGGUAAAGGCAACAGCAAUAUCCCCGCGUGAAGUUACACCUGUGGACUCCGAUACUUUGUCUCUGGGCUCAACGGCAACAGAUGAAGCUACUCAGAGGGCGAAGGAUAAGGAAUGGUGGUCAAAGCUACGACGAGUACGAGAAGCGUUGCAUGUGAAGGGGCCAAAGAAGAGCAUUCCAGAAAGGAAGUAA